Molecule: messenger RNA, 2580 nt
Organism: Effrenium voratum
Lineage: Eukaryota; Dinophyceae; Suessiales; Symbiodiniaceae
Source: the annotation of a GenBank genome assembly
CGCCGCGCCAUGGAUUCGACGGCGAGUUUGGUACCGCUGGCCGACGUGUCGCAGGAUCUGCUGCGCUUCUUCAAGGAGCGCCUCCCGCAGCUCACUGAGCACUUUGAACUCGAUGAGAAGGCCAAGAGGAGGGAGAUCAUUGUUGAUGCGAUGGACCUCUUCGACGAGGUGCCCUCGGCCUACCUCUUGCUGUUGCAGGGCUGGCCGACCAUCAGCGGAGCCCUGCGUGAAACUGCGCAGCAAGAGGCGGCCGCGCUCAUGGGGGAAGCUGCAGCCCAUCUGCGGGUGCGCCUGAUCCAUGUGCCCGGCCGUGAGUUCGCACGUCAGUCGGUGUCGCAGCUGCGAGUGGCGGAUGCUGGGCGCCUGGUUCGGGUCAUGGGCACCGUGACGAGGGCAGGGCCAGUGAAGGUAGUCCAGGAGUGGCGCAACUUCAAAUGCGAGCAGUGCGGCCACACGUUCGGCUGCCGCGCGUCGGCGGUGUGUAACUACGAGUUCGAGGUGCCAAAGGAGUGCCCUGGGGGCCAGAAGCAGAAGAAAUGGGACCCCAAGGCGAAGCGCGCAAAGACCUCGCGGUGCCACUCCAAGCUAUUCGCUGCUCAGCCGGCCGAUGAGGCCUGUAUGGCUGACUUCCAGGAAAUUCGUGUGCAAGAUGACAUGCAGGCCAUGGAGGUGGGUGUUGUGCCUCAGAGUUGUGCGGUGGCGGUCUUCGGGGACCUGGUGGGCUCCUGUCAACCGGGGGACUCCGUGGUGGUGGAGGGCCUUGCCUUUCAGCGCUGGCGCCCGACCUUCCCGGGGAAGCGGGUGGAGGUGGAGCUCUUCCUGGAGGCCACCCACGUGGAGCGCCUCUCGAGGGAUCCGGCGGCGGCUUCGGGGCCGGCGGGGCGGGAGGUGGCGGAGGCGCAGGACGGGUUCCGGCGCUUCUGGAGCGACCAGGUGGACGAGUGGCGGGGCCGGGAGAUCUUGGUGGCCGCCACGGCGCCCUGGCUGGCCGGCCUGCCGGUGCCCAAGCUGGCGCUUCUCCUGACGCUAGUUGGCGGCAGCGUCUCAUUGGCCGCAGAGACUGCCACCUCCAAUGCAGAGAGCGCUUCCCGUUGGGGGAGGUUCUUGGGAGCCGAGAAGUCGGACUCGACGGACAAGGCGAAGCCAGUUGAGCGGACUGGGAGGACCACGCCCCACCUGCUGCUGUUGGGAGAUCCCGGCACGGGCAAGUCUCAGCUACUGCAGGCCGCGCAGGAGCUGCACUGGCGCAGCGUCCGCACCAGCGGCCUGGGAUGCACCAGCGCUGGGUUGACAUGCGCGGCGGUGCGCGACGGCCCGGACUGGGUCCUCGAGGCCGGUGCACUGGUCCUCGCCGACGGCGGUGUGUGCUGCAUCGAUGAGUUUUCAACGAUUCGAAGCCAUGACAAGGCAGCCGUCCACGAGGCCAUGGAGCAGCAGACAGUCUCGGUGGCCAAAGCCGGCCUUGUGUGCCGCUUGCGCUCUCGGUGCAGUGUGGUGGCGGCCCAAAACUGUCGAGGCGCCAGUCGCUCGCGGGGGCAGGGCUCGGCGUAUGACUUGGGCUCCUCGGUGGCGGUGAACUCGGGGCUGCCGCCGCCGCUGCUCAGCCGCUUCGACCUGGUGGUGGUGUUUGCAGAGGGCGGGAAGGGAGCCAGCGAGAGCGAAAAGGCGGACUUCAUCAUCGGCAGCCGCGAGCCUGAGAAGGAGAAGGUCACACAGACACCUGCAUUGCCAGAUGCAGGCGCUGUGCAAUGGGACCACUCCAGGCUGCGGGACUACGUGGCAUGGGCCAAAGAGAGGCGGCUGGAUGAGGACGAUGAGGAAGGAGCUGCCACGCUGCUGCAAACGUACUUCCAGAAGCUUCGGCAAAGCUCCCUGUCAGGCGGCGGAGUCACCGCGCGAACCCUUGAGAGUCUGGUGCGCUUGGCGCAAGCGCAUGCCAAGCUCAUGAACCACAGGGGCGUGCAGAUCGAGGAUGCCGUUGCUGUGGUAGUGUUGCACCGUGCCUCUUUGCAGGACCAUGUCGUGGGAGCGGACUCCUUGCCCAGCGGGGAAGACUUCGCCCCCAACCUGCGCGACCUGCAUGAGGAGAUGGCGGCUUGUGGUGUGCACGUGUCCCUGGAAGGCCAGGAGGCAUUGGCUUCUUGGCGCUUGUCGCAUUGUGUCAGGCUUGGAGCUGAACCACGGCUCAGACAUCUCCAGCAAAGCGAUCUAUGCGCUCAUGGAGCAGGCAAUUCUUCGAUCCCUUCGGCUGUGCCGUGCAAGCAACGACCGCCGCCGUUUGGUGCGCCUGGAGCAUCAGGCGUCUCCAUUGGCCAUUGCCGACGUGGCGUUUUCGACGGCGCAGGCCAAUGUGCAGAGCUACAUCUCGCAAUGCUCGCAGGCCGCGCCCUUGUCGAAGAGGUUCGACGACCCGGCUGGUGUACGGGGCCACACUGGGCAAUUCGACCCAUCGCAGUCCGUUGCACAGGUGGCGACUCCCAGCCGCGUGUGCGAGGCAAAGACUCGGGGGAGGCAACUUGGGUGCCGUUUGCGAUGACGCCAUGCACGAGGGGAAUGUGCUGCUGAGACGGGGCUCGCAGC